Molecule: messenger RNA, 3910 nt
Organism: Pseudogymnoascus verrucosus
Lineage: Eukaryota; Fungi; Ascomycota; Leotiomycetes; Thelebolales; Thelebolaceae
Exons: 3
Coding region: 1078-2955 (625 amino acids)
Biological process (GO): positive regulation of transcription by RNA polymerase II
Molecular function (GO): DNA-binding transcription factor activity, RNA polymerase II-specific; protein dimerization activity; RNA polymerase II cis-regulatory region sequence-specific DNA binding
Source: RefSeq, a predicted model, not a curated record
GGUCAGAGCCGGAUUUGUGCAGUAUGAUAUGUACGGCAAAGCUGAUACUGUAAUACUGUACUAUACUGCUCCUGGUGUUGACGUCGAUGAGAGAAUGACGUCUGAAUGAAGUUCAUCUCUUAUGGGAUCACAGAGACGGCUACGUAUCCAACAUCCAACUCCGUUCUUCCAAGUGCCGGUUCUAGAAUUCGUGGUAGUUGUUCUGUGGCAGAGCUGUACUAUCCCAAACGGCUAUCUAUUUAUAGACGCUUGGUGCAGCAUAGCACAUAGUUGGUCCAUGCACGCUCCUCCUCUCCACCAAUUGUGGAGGGGCUACCGAGUACGUACCUGGGUCUUUUUGCCAUUUAGGUCGAACAGGUCCUCCGUAUCGACCGAUUGGCCGCAGCGGCGCUUAACAGGGACAGCACUAAGACCAUGUACCCUUGUAUUUCUUAGUCUGCGACUACCAAGGGACCACUCACACACUCUCUCACACUACUCUCACACACUUUAUAACUAGCGGUACUUCUUCUCAUUACCAAUUUACUAUGUGUUGGACAUGUCACUCAUAUCUACGGUCACCCACUCACCCCCACAACGCACCCCCCAAGAAACCCUUCCACUGCACGAGAACACGCCGCCUCCCUCCGCCGCAAGAACCCUUCUCUAUUAUUAGCAUCAACAUCAUCGCUCAGCCCAAAAAGUGCCGACUGUGCGCCAAAAGUAUAUCACAACCUCAUAGACUCGACCCAUCGUCGCGGCGACAAUACCCCGCCAUCGACUCUCGUUGGUAAUUAUCGAGACUCUGUGUCUCUAGAGAGGGCCUGCGACCGGCUCAAUUCUCUACUCGACCCGCCUGAGGAGCUUGGGAAACCAACCUCUCAGUCCAAAGCGUCGAGGAUAUACCGAGUCUGCGAAAUACCCACACGAGCUCGGGACCGAAGGAAUAGGAUUGUAGGAUAUAAUUUCCGGUCGCGCGAAGGAUCGAUAGAGAUUGAGGGAGUUAAAUUAGACGCGUCGCUAGGCUCCAGCACCACUGCGAUACCCGUUUAUCGACACCUUCAGUACGACUAGCCGGGGACUCGGCGCGCAUUCAUCAUGGGUCGUCGCAAGAUCGAAAUCAAGGCUAUCAAGGAUGAUAGAAAUCGCUCAGUAACGUUUCUGAAGCGUAAAGGAGGGCUGUUCAAGAAGGCGCAUGAGCUUUCCGUCCUCUGUUCUGUCGAUGUCGCAGUCAUAAUAUUUGGCAACAACAAGAAGUUAUACGAAUAUUCGUCCUCGGAUAUUGGAGAGAUCCUCCAACGGCACAACUUUUAUGGCGGCGCAAACGAGCACAAGGGUCCAUCGGACUUCAACGGCAAACGAGACGACGAUGAUGAGGAUGACGAGGGCUCUGUCAUGGACGAAGGCCACCCACAAGAAGGAGGACCCAUGAUGCGACCGCAUUUCCAAUCCCAAGCGGCGUUUCAGCACAUGCGACAAGCUCCCUCGGCUUCACCACCCAUACAGAACGGCGCGCAUUUCCAGAAUAUACAGCGCCAGCACACGCCUCAACCGCCACCGCAGAUGGGAUCCCGGCCAGCGUCACGGAAUGCUCCUCAUCGCGUAAACUCGAAUAUGGCGCAACAGCAUAUGCAGCAGGGCCCUCAGCCUUCGCCGCCUAUGAAUGGUUACUCGUAUAUGCCACAGCCGGGGAUGUACAACCCACAGCAGCAGCAUGGGCAGAACAUGCCUCCGCAUGGACAGAAUAUGCCGCCGCAUAGCCAACCGCCGCCGCAGCAGCAGCAGCCCUCAUAUCAGUACCAGCAAGGUCCGCCGCCACCGUCUCACCAGCUUCAGCAGGUGUAUAUGGAAGAGCAGCGGCGCUCAUCAAUGCCUCCUGUGUUUCCAAAGCAAGAACGUCAAGAAUCGGGGCCUAUGAAUACUCCUCCGCAACCGCAACAACGACAAAUACCUCCGCAGCAGCAGCAGCACCAACAGCAACAACAACAGCAGCAGCAGCAGCAGCCACAACAUCAACUAGCACCUCCACCGCCCCAGCAACACCAUCCAUCACCCCAACAACACCACCAACCGCCGCCGCAACCCCAACAGUCACACAACACGGGGCAGAUGCUCGAGCCAAAACGACCAUCCGUUAAAUCCCGCAGCAUCUUCACCCCCAUCGACGAAUCCCGCUCCAUCCUCUCCCAGCACUGGAUCUCAUCCACCUCCGCCCCCGAACCCUCCCGCAGCGAACCCGCACUCACCAACCGCACCUCCACCUCCUCCCUCGACUCCCGCAACGGCACCAUCAAAUCCCCUCCCCUGCACCCAACAAACUCCAUCAAACCCCCGCCCUCCUCAGACAAAUUCACACCCCCCACCGGUCCACCCUCCCGCACCAACUCUGUGCAACUAAGCGGCAAGCGACCCCGUCUCACUGUCCAGAUCCCCGAUGAACCGUCGGAUGGAGGUGAAGCAACAGGCGCCUCCACCAACUCCCCCCGCGAAUCAAACGACACCGGUUCCCACCCCUCCCGCCGCGGCGGGCCAGGCACAGACGCAAGUCACAGCUCCGGCGUCGUCCUCCCCCCCCCCUCCCCCUCCGCCUCCGCCCUCCUCAGCGCCGGCGCCUCCGGUCCACCAAACCCCUUCGCGCGACCCCAUCCACCUAACCAAGGCGGCGGCGGCGGCGGUGGUCCCGGCGGCGGUGGUCGCGGUGGUGGGAAUGAAAUCGAGACACCUGUGUCCGCACUCCCUAGUCGAUUCAUGAACAAUGAACUCCUACCGAGCCCGAGUAGUUUCUACCCCGAGUGGAAUUUUAGGGGCGGAGACGGGAAUACACUCCCUAGUCCGCUGAAUUUCGCGACGCCGGUGGUGGGGAGUGGACCGAGUUUUUUGCAUGAGCCGGCGGGGAUGGGGGGGAAGAGGAAGAGUCCUGAUGCCGAGGAUGGGGGGGGAGGAGGGGAGGCGAAGAGGGUUAAGCAUGAGCCGUGAGUAAGGGUUUGAUUGCUUGCGAAGAGAGAGGAGAGGAGAGGGAGAGGAGGGAUAUAAUACGCCGGACUUAUAGUUAUCACGGCUGCUGAGAUCGAUGAGGAUACCCCCCAUUCCGUUCGGCAAUGGGAAAUCACGGCGUUCAAAUUUUCGCACUUCGUUUUCCCCCCCGAAUCGCCGAUCUAUACGUUGUUCUUUUUUGGCUGGCAAUACUCAACUUUUUACUAUAUAGGGCAAAGGAUUAGCUUUUAUUUCUUUGCAUGGAAAAUCUACGAUGCGAUAUGUCGGCUCCUGAUGCUUUCUUCGGGUUUCGGGCGGGACAUAUUUGGCUUUGGCUUUUGGCUUUUUUUUUCUGGCUUUGCGGACAUGUGUGUGGGAAUUAUGGAUCAUGGGAUGGCGUUUUUGUCUUUUUUUUUAUUGCUUGUUUUUUUGGUAUUUGAUAGGACUGGCUGGGCUUGGUGGGGAUGGGGAUGGGGGAUAGGGGUAGGGAGGAGGCGUGUGUUGAGGGGAAAUCAAGUUUUUAUAUCUUACCUUGCCGAUCUAUUGUGAGUGAGGCUCCGUGAUUGUCUGAUUUUAUCUGAGUGAUGGGGUGUGUGAUCUACGAGGCUCUGAUAAUUAGUCGUGGUUAAAUGCAUAAAAUAUCGAUCGAGUUCUUUCGGGGCCUUCUUCCUGCAGCUGUUCGUGCUUGGAAAAGAAAUUGUCAUGGUAUGAGCGGCAACUAAGGCAUGAUCCACUGUCACACCUGUGUCUUUUACCGGGGGAAUGGGGUGUGCAACAGCAGCAUCAGGAGAAAUUCACGCCGAGCACGCUGCUGGGCCUUAUCCGGAUUGAGUGCAUCGCCCAGAAACGGAAAGUGAUCAUCGCUUGUAUGGAUAUGUAAAUGACGCGGGGGGCAGAGAAGUAGCCCCUUAUGUGGGAUUUCGUAUUCAUUUUGGAGGGUGGCUUUGACAAAACGAAG